Messenger RNA from Procambarus clarkii (red swamp crayfish), 1424 nucleotides. RefSeq names its product apolipoprotein D. Gene Ontology annotation, cellular component: cytoplasm. Gene Ontology annotation, molecular function: pigment binding. NCBI's taxonomy places the organism in Eukaryota, Metazoa, Arthropoda, Malacostraca, Decapoda, Cambaridae. Gene Ontology annotation, biological process: response to reactive oxygen species; lipid metabolic process. The record is from RefSeq and is a predicted model, not a curated record.
GCACUCAGUAGUGUUGAAGACGCCGUCGGGGGAGGAGCUUCCAGUCUUCAACGUAGCACACGCAUAAGUGGGUGACGAUAAUGGGUUGCUUGAGUAUCAUGCUAAUUACCCUUAUUGGGUUGGUCUCUACACAAGCACAGGUUUUCUUCAGGGGAAACUGUCCCAAAACGCCUAUCAUUAAAAAUUUCGACUUGCACAGGUAUCUAGGGCGAUGGUUCGAGCAGGAGCGUUUCUUUGUGGCCUACCAGACCGUAGGCAAGUGCUGGAGCGGUACCUAUUUGAGAGACAAAAAGGGCAAACUCUCCGUUCGAAUUGACUUCUGGGACGUAGUGUUUAGCCGGCCGAGUAAGCUGACAGUGGAGGUGGUCCAGAGGAAGCCGUACGCAGAGCCCAAUCGCCUCACCUACAGGAUCCCCGGAGUGCCCGUCUUCGAAGACAACUACGAAGUCCUCGCCACUGACUACGAUAACUGGACCCUCGAGUACGCCUGCAUGGAGAGACAGCCUUUUGGGCACACGCAAAUCGCCUGGAUCCUAACCCGAAAGCCUCAUCCAUCUUACGAUGUGAUCCACGAAGCCAAACAGACCCUCACCGCUCUGGGCAUUGAUAUCAGCUACCUCAGGCAACAGGACUCUUCCUGUUACCCUGAUUAUCCAACCCAUUACCGGGAUUUGCCAAUCAGGAAAAAAUCCUCCCACCCUGUAUCCUAAACCCCAGAACGUAUACAGCCCACCUAACUCAUGGAGUCCUGUGUAUAUCUGUGAUUCGUUAUUUAAUGUUAGUUACGAUAUCGUUAGCAACGCGAUAGUGCAUUAUUUUGGACAGGCAAAGAUGGGUAUUUUUUGUGUGUGUAUAACACUGAACUUGCUGGUAUUAUCGUAGCUUUAUGUGACACUUUCAGACUGAAGAAAACUUUAGGCUUUAAACUUUAACGCUUUAAUACCCGACACCAAACGUAAUUACUGGUUAGCUAGUAAGAAGUUAGUCAUUCAGUUUCAUGCCCGAAACGCUUUGCGUAAUAGUGGCUUUAGGCAUUGUAUGUACUAGCUCCAUCUAUAUAUCGAGCAAUUUAUGUAAAAUCUCUUGUAUGUAUGUACCUUACCUGAAUAAACAUUUUAUUUUAUUUUUUUAUUUUAUUUUAAAAGAAUGUCGUGGCUGUUUAUAUGACUAUAUUACUGUACACAGGUUAUAUAAUGUAUAUUAAUUAUAUAAUAUAUAAUUAAUUUUUCCUACAAACAUUUUUGUGUUGGCUAAUCCUCUAUUUAAUUAUAGACUGUUUAAGAGUCUUAUAAGGGUAUGGGGGGGGGACCUUCGACAAGCCGCCGGCUUCAUGUCCUCGUCGAGACCAUUAGUCUUAGUGGCCCUCAGGUAAUUUAGAAAUAUUAUGAAUAAAUGUAUAUCAUAAUUUAUUUAUUAUCUUCUCA